AUGAAAAGAAUAAUUUUAAUGCUGUUGAUGAUUGUGAGUCCCCAAAUAUUUGCAAGGACUUCAACCGCCACGGAAAUUAACAGCAACUCCAUACGCGAAUUAAGUGAUCGAAUUAAUCUAUUGGAAAAUCAAAUCGAACAGUUGGACAAGACAAUACAGCGAAGAUUUCAAAAGCUAGAGGAAAAGCUCUCCGAUCAUGGCAAUGUGGUUAUACAGCGACGCAUGGAUGGUUCAGUGAAUUUCUUUCGUCCGUGGGCGGAUUAUAAACAGGGGUUUGGCAACAAUUCUGGAGAGUUUUUCAUUGGUUUGGAAAAACUACACCGUCUAACGAAUUCCCGACCGUAUGAUCUCUUAAUUGUGUUGGAAGAUUGGGAGGGAGAUCGACGCUAUGCUAAAUACGACACUUUCAUUGUGGGUAGUGAAGCAGAGAAGUACUCACUUAAAAGCCUGGGGGCAUAUAGUGGUUCUGCCGGGGAUGCUAUGUCAGCCCAUUUGGGUCAAAAGUUUUCUACCUAUGACCAGGACAACGAUGCCUAUAAAAAGGGAUGUGCCAAUGAAUUUACCGGUGCUUGGUGGUAUAACAAAUGUCACCAGAGUAACUUAAACGGCCGCUAUUUAAAAGGGACUACCAAGGAAUAUGCCCAGGGUGUUAACUGGUAUCAAUUUAAAGGUCACCAUUAUUCUCUAAAAUUUGUGGAAAUGACAAUAAGACCUCGUUAAAUAAAAAUAAGA
Molecule: messenger RNA, 732 nt
Organism: Musca vetustissima
Lineage: Eukaryota; Metazoa; Arthropoda; Insecta; Diptera; Muscidae
Product: ficolin-1-like
Exons: 3
Coding region: 1-720 (239 amino acids)
Source: RefSeq, a predicted model, not a curated record